CAAUAACAACGAUCUUGAGACCGUACUCAGACUGCCUGCCUGUCAAACAUUCCACGAGUAAUCCGCCCUGCUGCUAUAGAACAGCAAUGUCUCGAUCUGCACCAGGUAGCUGGCUGCGUGGGACAGUCAUUCGGAAGGGAGGUGCCUCUACAAGCAGCAGCACUCGGACAAGUACACCGCAGAUCCAGAGUACCUCUAGCACGGUCUUCGGAGGGGGAGUGAAGGAUGCAUCUGGGAGGGUAUCGGAGUACUCAUCCAUGGACGAUACAUGUCCGGUAUGCAAGUCAGACAGGUACCUCAACCCGAAGCUGCGCCUCCUGGUCAGCGCGUGCUACCACAAAAUGUGUGAGUCUUGCAUUGACCGACUGUUCACGCUUGGGCCGGCGCCUUGUCCGAUCUGCAACAAGAUCCUGCGUAAACUUGCGUUCACGCCGCAGACCUUUGAAGACCUCGGCGUAGAGAAGGAGGUUGCUGUCAGAAGACGAAUGGCCAAAGAAUUCAACAAGCGUAGAGAAGACUUUACUGAUCUCCGCUCGUACAACGAUUAUUUGGAGGAAGUUGAGGACAUCACAUUCAAUCUGAUUCACAACAUUGACAUACCUGAAACCGAAGCACGGAUAGCCGCAUACCGCCAAGAGAACGCCGCGCUCAUCGAGCUCAACAUUCAACGGGAAGAGCAGUACCACAAGUACCUCAAGGAGCAAGAGGAUGCCGAGCGCCAGGAACGCGAGCAGCGGGCGUUCGAGCAGAAGCGGCUCGAGGACGAGGAGCGCGAAGAGCGCGAGAAGGAGCGGCGCGAGAUCAUCGACAAGCUCGAGACGAGCGACAAGGACGCCGCGAAGCUCAUCGCCCGCUCGCGCGCCGACGCCCUCCGUCGCUCCAAUGCACGACAGUCCUCGUCCGCCCUCGCGAACGCCCGCCUGCAGCGCUCGCGCACGGUGCAGAGCGUCGUCGCGGAUGUGCCGCACGUGCCGCUUCAGGAUGACUGGUACACGUACGAGGACAAGUUCGUCCUCAGGGACGACUACGAUGAUCCGGCGAGCGAGGCGGUGAGGCGCGACAGGGAUGGCAUCAUGAGGGCUGGUGGGUAUCGCGUCGAGGAGGCAUGGGAGCGUGCAUUGCGAUCAGCUGUAGCCGGUCUUGAGAUAAUGCCUCUGCAGGGUUUGUCGACACAGGAUACUGGGUCCUCCGGCGGGUAGGAUGUACUGAUGCGGCGCCGGGGCAGUCAUCGCUCCGUAUGAAUCAUUGAUGGACGCGAGCCUCACAAUGUAGCCAUAGGAUGUUCACUAGACUCACAGACUUUGAUCUGCCAUUUCACGUUAUCAAGCUGG
This is a messenger RNA of Fomitopsis serialis, 1331 nucleotides long. RefSeq names its product CDK-activating kinase assembly factor MAT1-domain-containing protein. The record is from RefSeq and is a predicted model, not a curated record. Gene Ontology annotation, cellular component: transcription factor TFIIH holo complex. Lineage: Eukaryota; Fungi; Basidiomycota; Agaricomycetes; Polyporales; Fomitopsidaceae. The transcript has 6 exons. Gene Ontology annotation, molecular function: cyclin-dependent protein serine/threonine kinase activator activity. Gene Ontology annotation, biological process: positive regulation of cyclin-dependent protein serine/threonine kinase activity; nucleotide-excision repair; regulation of transcription by RNA polymerase II. The coding region runs from base 87 to 1199 and encodes 370 amino acids.